CUGUGUCAAUCUGCACGGUCUUAAUAGCAUUAGUUACUCAGUUUCUGGUUUUUGUCCUCUUUUUCUCCUCCGUGAUUUGAUUUAUGAAUAUUCUAUGAAGUAUUUGUAUAAUCUGGAACAAAAAUGAUUUCCCCAAAAGACGUCCUGAGAAAAGAUCUGAGGACAGUCAGUGGCUGUCUCAUCACCUAUGCUUUUGCAGACAACUGGGAAAAGGUUGAACAUUUCCAAAGCAGGCCAGAUGACAUCGUGAUAGCCACCUACCCCAAAUCAGGUACCACUUGGAUAAGUGAAAUUUUGGACAUGAUUCUAAACGAUGGAGAUAUUGAAAAGUGUAAGCGAGAUUUUAUAACUGUUAAAGUUCCGAUGUUGGAAAUGGCUGUGCCUGGACUAAGAAUUUCAGGUAUAGAACAAUUAGAGAAGAAUCCAUCACCCCGGCUUGUGAAGACACAUCUACCAGUUGAUCUCCUUCCGAAGUCUUUCUUGGAAAACAACUGCAAGAUCAUUUACUUGGCUCGAAAUGCCAAAGAUGUUGCUGUCUCUUUUUACCAUUUUGACUUAAUGAAUAAUUUGCAACCUCUUCCAGGAACCUGGGAAGAAUAUCUAGAGAAAUUCUUGGCUGGAAAUGUGGCUUAUGGUUCCUGGUUUAAUCAUGUUAAAAGCUGGUGGAAGAAAAAGGAAGAACACCCAAUACUUUUCUUACUCUAUGAAGAUGUGAAAAAGAAUCCAAAGCAAGAAAUUAAGAAGAUGGUUAGAUUUCUAGAGAAGAACCUGAAUGAUGAAAUCUUGGAUAAGAUCAUCUACCAUACUUCAUUUGAAAUGAUGAAGGACAACCCUCUGGUGAAUUAUACACAUCUACCCAGCACAGUGAUGGAUCACAGCAAAUCCCCUUUCAUGCGCAAAGGGACUGCAGGUGACUGGAAGAAUUACUUCACAGUGGCCCAAAAUGAGAAAUUUGAUGCUAUCUAUAAAAAGGAAAUGUCUGAAAUUGAACUUCAAUUCUGCACAGAGAUUUAACAACCUAAACUGAAAAUGUGAAGAAAAGAAACCUGCCUGCAUUUUGUUGAAACAGGGGCAGUUAUGACUUGGACAAUCAAAUGGUU
Phacochoerus africanus (Common warthog) is the source of this 1100-nucleotide messenger RNA. It is a transcript of the gene SULT1B1, whose product is annotated as sulfotransferase family 1B member 1. Lineage: Eukaryota; Metazoa; Chordata; Mammalia; Artiodactyla; Suidae. The record is from RefSeq and is a predicted model, not a curated record. Gene Ontology annotation, molecular function: sulfotransferase activity. Gene Ontology annotation, biological process: sulfation. The coding region runs from base 124 to 1014 and encodes 296 amino acids. Gene Ontology annotation, cellular component: cytoplasm. The transcript is spliced from 7 exons.